Messenger RNA from Neodiprion virginianus, 1978 nucleotides. Its product is annotated as acanthoscurrin-1-like. Gene Ontology annotation, cellular component: extracellular matrix. The transcript has 7 exons. Bases 881 to 1564 code for a protein of 227 amino acids. NCBI's taxonomy places the organism in Eukaryota, Metazoa, Arthropoda, Insecta, Hymenoptera, Diprionidae. The record is from RefSeq and is a predicted model, not a curated record.
CUCACUUCUUCCGAAGUACCUCAACACUCUCAACAUGAAGGUUGUCGCCUCCCUCGUCUUUGCCGUCUUGGUGAUCGCCCAACUCUACACCAUGAUCGAGGCUAAGCCCGAUCCCAGUAAGAUCGUCUAUCUCGCGCCUGGUGGCAAGUGAAUGCGUAAGCCUGUAACUUCGAACGGUAAUUGGUCUUGAACGUUGACUAUAAUUAAAAAUGUCAAUCUACUUGAGUCCAGUUGUCUCGAAAUAAGUGACGUUCACAUCCAGCCCCGAAGACCAACUGCGUAUAAAAUAAUCAUGUAACUCUUGGAAUCAAUAAAAUACUUUUUGCUCUCGAUAGCGUUUAAACCUACGAAAAAAUGCAAAGUAAAAAUGACAACCGAAUCGAGAAGCGAACGAACGGCGAUAAAAUUGAAAAAAUAUCAUCGAUGCAUUUUGUUCAUCGAUGCUAAUUCUCAACUUCCUUGAUACAUGCUUUACAAAACGGUACAAAUACAGUGUCAACUCAUGCGAAGUUGGAUGUUCUUCAAAAACCCGAUAAGAAAAAGCAGUAAAAAGAAUCUCAAAAAAUCUUGAUCCUCACAAUCUUAAUAAAGUACGAUUUUCGUAAUCAGGACGAUAUCCAAUCGGUGCAACAAUGACUCCGAAAAAUGCGUCUCAAAUCACUCGGAUAUAUUAUCGUUAUGUUUGAUUUUUGGGUUGGCCGUUGCCCGGACCAUUGUUAUCCGAAUAACCAUAUCACAUCGUUUUUGUAUCAUAGCUCAAGUUUCGUAACGAUAUUGCUAAGCAUGAAAGCCUGCAUCGAGAUGAGAUGAUCCCGCAUCAUCCAGAUCGCGAUCUCUUUCACGGAGUGGAUCUUCGCCGUAACUGAAUACAGGGUUGCUCAUGGUGCUGGCGUGUCUAGGAGGGUCGGUAUCGGCCGGUCUUUUGCCAGGCGGUGGAGGAGGUUACCAAUACAACAGGCCCGGAGGACCCGGAGGAUCAGGUACCAAUGGACUGUUUGGAGGUGGAGGCCAGAGGCCAUCAGGAUCCUACGGAGCUCCUGGUUUUCCCGGAGGAUUCGGGAGUCCAGGAACUGGAUUUGGCGGGGGGCCAAGCAUCACCGGAAGUGGUUUCGGCGGACAGCCGUCCGGAUUCCAGGGACCGUCGAACAUUGGUGGCGGGUACAAUUACAACAAUGACAACGGCAGGCCGAAACCCUACAGCUUUCAAUACGAAGUGAGAGACCCGCCGACCGGAAAUGACUUCGGCCAACAGGAAAACAGCGACGGAAAUACGGUGCGUGGUGAGUACAGAGUCCUGCUACCUGACUCAAGGACCCAAAUAGUCAGGUACACAGCCGACGAUGCGAGCGGUUACAACGCAGACGUUCAGUACGAGGGUCAAGCUCAGUUUCCUCAGUUUGGAGUCGCCGGAUAUGCGGGAGGUCCCAAUUACCAGGGUGGAUUUGGCGCCGGUGGUGGCGGCCAUCGCGGAGGUGGUAUCGGGGGUGGAAACGGAAGCGGAUUCGGCAACGGCGGGACUCCGAACAACCAAUAUUUGCCACCGGGUGCUGAUUAUGGGAAAUAAUUACCGCUGCUAAUAUACCUCUUGAUAUCCUAGACCGAAAACAUAAUACGCCGUGAGACCCCAUCGCAACGUUAUUGCUAGCUAUAAUUACCCAAACUCUCUUCAUUUCUUUACAUCUCCUUAUUAUCUCUUUCCUCGAUAUUCUUACGUGCAUAAUCUUAUUUCAAUUUAAUUCGUACUCAAGGCUUGGCCAGUUCACUGUAUAAAUAUAUUUUCAUGCAUAAAACGCCAGUUUUAUAAAUAUAAUCUUAUACCCAUGUACCAUAACGUAUUCGUAACGUCGUUAAAUCGGUUUUAUUAUUUUAUUCUUCAUUUAAUACGUGACGAACGUAAAUUUGUGUCAUAUAAAUAAACGAGCAAAUAUUUUAUUACACAAGCAUUGUACAAUAUGUAAUAAAAUGUGAAAUGAAAAUA